AUGGUGUUGCUCCUUAGGUACGAGGAUAUGCUGCUUGGGCCAGAGAGUCACGUCAAGAAGCUAGCAAAGUUCAUGGGAUGUGAAUUUUCCAAGGAAGAGGAUGAGGGAGGGGUGGUGAGCUCAAUCGUGGAGCUGUGUAGCCUCCGCAAGUUGAAGGACAUGGAGGUGAAUAAAAAUGGAACCACUAGGUCAAGGGCCAAGAACAAAAGCUACCUCAGGAAGGGAGUUGCUGGGGAUUGGAUCAAUCACAUGACACUAGAGAUGGCGCAGAGGCUAGACAAGGUCGUUGAGGAUGCAUUUCAAGGGACUGGAUUCACCUUUGCGAGCAUGGCAUGA
Molecule: messenger RNA, 336 nt
Organism: Miscanthus lutarioriparius
Lineage: Eukaryota; Viridiplantae; Streptophyta; Magnoliopsida; Poales; Poaceae
Source: the annotation of a GenBank genome assembly